GCACGCCCUCUGGCCGCGACGCCAGGCCGAGCCGCACCCUCGGCUAGCCGCGGUCCUCCCGUUCCUCCGCCGCCGCCGCCACCCGGAUCCUCCGCAGCAUCCCGUCCCGACCCGGGUCACCGCCGCCUUGGGGCUCACCAUCCUGUCACCAGGGUUCCGUUCGAUCCGCCGCACGAACGCCGCCGCCCUCUUUCUCCGGCUCCUCGGCGACCCGCCCACCUCUUCCGCCACCAAUGAGACGCGGAGUUUGCGAGAGACUACCCUACGGGAGCCCUAUUUGGGAAAGCAAUACAAACUCUAUCACGAGUGAGCGAUGAACUGUGGCUAGACCCAUCUGAGAAAGGUCUUGCUCUGAGAUCUGUGAAUUCUUGUCAUUCCACAUAUGGCUAUGUCCUGUUCUCGUCAAUGUUUUUUCAACAUUAUCAAUGGUCACCUUCAGCCACGAUGAGUGAUGAUGACUUACCACUGAAUUUAAAUUGCAAGUUGGCAAUGAAGUCAAUCCUGCCAAUCUUUAGAUGUCUGAAUUACCUUGAAAGAAGUGUAGAGAAGUGCACAAUGGUCACUAGAGCGGAUAAAUGCAGAGUCGUCAUUCAGUUCUUCGGCAGGCAUGGUAUUAAAAGAACUCACAAUGUGUAUUUCCAAGACAGUCAGCCCUUGAAAAUUGUCUUUGAAAAGAGCUUGUGUGCCAAUAUCCUGAUGAUUAAACCAAGACUGCUGGCUGAGGCCAUUGCUCUUCUAACGUCAAAUCAAGAAGAAGUCACCUUCUCUGUUACUCCAGGGAACUUUUGCCUCAAGAGUUCCAGUGAGGAAUCACUGGACUUCACCAGCUCUGUGUACAGUGAGAUGUCUUUUGGGCCAGAAGACUUUGACUUCUUUCAGGUUGGACUUGACACUGAGAUAACAUUUUGCUUUAAAGAACUGAAGGGGAUCCUCACCUUCUCAGAAGUGAUGCGUGUACCCCUAGCCAUCUACUUUGACUUCCCUGGAAAACCGGUUGUUUUGAGUGUUGACGACAUGCUCUUGGAGGCAAACUUUAUCUUGGCCACGUUGGUGGAUUAUCCAAGUAAAACAUCUUCACCACGGUCACUGCCCCUUUCCCAGGCACGAAGGUCAGAUCCCACACAGUCCCAUGUGCAGGAGGGUAAAAGCCGAGUUAGCCAGACCCCAGAGAGCAUCUCUCGAGCAGCACCCAAAAGGCUGUUUCCCAAGGAUGAUCCUGACAGCAGCUCUGCAGCAGAGACCAAGAGGGCCAGUGCCAGCCAGGAUGGCAUCUGUGAAGUGCCUGAAAGUGUUGUCAGCGACAUGGAGGAAGGGCCAAGCCCUUCACACCUCAGAAAGUUUUCCUGCAUGUUCUUUGGAGCUGUAUCUUGUGAACAGCAAGAGCAUGCCGGCCACCCCUUGGACAGCCUAGCAAUAGCAAGUGACAGUGAAGAGGACAUGAGUGGAUGAGUGUCGAUGCUAAUGCUCAGUGAUAGCCACACUGGGCGCUUGGCUCCCUGAAGGCCAAGUGGAAAUAUAACAGACAGUCCCAGGAUGCCCCGGAGUCAGUGUCUCUGCUCUUGCCAGUAUUGCUAAAAAUCCAUGUGCCACCUGGGAGACGGAGCUGGCAGUACAGGAAUGAGCCAUCAGGGCUUAGAUACCGUUUACCCUGCAGCCUUGACAUGUCCUGUGCUGGUCCCUAAGGCAGACUUUCCUCAGCACUGGGGUGAGGUGGAGCCUCUGUACCUGACUGCAGACAGCAGGCAUUCCAGCUUGUGCAAUGACCUGACAGGUUUUUUGUUUGUUUGUUUGUUUUUUCGAGACAGGGUUUCUCUUGUAUAGCCCUGGCUGUCCUGGAACUCACUCUGUAGACCAGGCUGGCCUCGAACUCAGAAAUCCACCUGCCUCUGCCUUCCAAGUGCUGGGAUUAAAGGCGUGUGCCACCACCGCCCCGUGACCUGACAGGUUUUGUUCAUCUUUUUGGUUUUUUUUCAGUAGAGAAAUGGUUCUGAAUAAACAAACAUAUAGUUCCCUUCCC
Mastomys coucha (southern multimammate mouse) is the source of this 2017-nucleotide messenger RNA. It is a transcript of the gene Rad9b, whose product is annotated as RAD9 checkpoint clamp component B. Gene Ontology annotation, biological process: cellular response to ionizing radiation; DNA repair; mitotic intra-S DNA damage checkpoint signaling. The record is from RefSeq and is a predicted model, not a curated record. Lineage: Eukaryota; Metazoa; Chordata; Mammalia; Rodentia; Muridae. Gene Ontology annotation, cellular component: checkpoint clamp complex. The transcript is spliced from 11 exons. Bases 406 to 1449 code for a protein of 347 amino acids.